Monosiga brevicollis MX1 is the source of this 531-nucleotide messenger RNA. RefSeq lists its product as uncharacterized. Bases 1 to 531 code for a protein of 176 amino acids. The transcript has a single exon. The record is from RefSeq and is a predicted model, not a curated record. Lineage: Eukaryota; Choanoflagellata; Craspedida; Salpingoecidae. Gene Ontology annotation, molecular function: calcium ion binding; enzyme regulator activity.
AUGGCGAAAAAUUCCAAGAACAGGGCGCCGACGGCCUUGAGCGCUGCCAUGGAAGUCCAUCCCCGGCCCGAGGGCCAGCUUACCGCUCGGGAACGCCUGGAUCUGCGUGAGGUCUUUGAUCUCUCGGACAUGGACGGAUCCAACACGCUGGAUUGGAUUGAGGUCCGCCGCGCACUUCGUGGCAUCGGCUUUCCCAUCACUAAACGCGAAGCUCAGGACCUGGUGCGCAGUUUGGACGGCGAUGACGACGGCUUUCUCAACUUUGACGAAUUCGCCGACGCCGUGCUCCGCCAGUCACGAUCAAGUGUCCGCGUGGAGCGCGAGCUCCGUGCUGUCUAUAAACACCUCGCCCGAGGACCUGACGACACCAUCAACCUUGACGCCCUUCGCCAACUGAGUCAAGAGCUCAAUGAGUCGCUCAGCCGAACCGAGCUCGAAGACAUGAUCCGCUGUGCGGAUAGCAACGGAGACGGCCUUGUGGACUUUGCAGACUUUACCAGCAUCAUGCUUCGCACCUCUGUUUACCAUUAA